ACCGACCGGCGGGGGAGGCAGCAGGCAGAGCAAAGGAAAGGACAGGGGGAAUUUAUUUAGGUUGUGUGUCCCGUAUUUGGAAUAAGCAAAGACAGGACUACAGUUUUUCCUCCUGACGUGAAGAGAGCUACUCCAUAACCUUCAAAUCGGACCUGCUUUUUGUCGACUUACUGAAACUCUGAAAGUAUCUAGAAACUAAAGAGACAUUUGGACGAAGAUGGGAUUUAAAGAACAUAUCUGCCUGCAGUGAGUUGAGAAAACAAGGGAAUAUUUUCCACUUGGAGGACAAAUAUCCACACUGUCAAAGAGAGGGGUGGAAGUAGUUCCGAUCUUGCAACACGGUCCUGAUUAUUUGUCACCUUGCGUAAAAUAAAGGGAUCAGAGAUGGCUCGGAGAAAAGAGGAAAAGUAACAUUUACCUUAGCUCGCUGCCUAGCUCCACAGCUAAGCUAGCAGGCUGCUAACUAAGCCUGUGUCGCCCUUCCAUUCCUGGAGCAGAGGAGGGGCACUGGGGCUUUGUAGCAUUGCAGAUCUGCCUUGCAUUUUUUGGGGUUGCUGCAAGAAUGGAGAAUCCCCAAAUCCUGCUACAACUCAGGGGUGUUUUCUGAGCGAGCAUCGACUCCAUGAAGUUUUUAUCUUAUCCUGGAGAAACUGCCUGCUAACAUUGUGAAUUCCUUCAUUAUCAGCCGGCCCGGGGCAGCUAGGGUCUGUAAUAGUGACUAUUCAUUUCGUGUGUGCCCCCUUAGGACAGCUUUUAUAAAAUGGGGGAGUGCUAUCCACCUCUUGAAUACAGGAUCUGGAAUUAGAAAUAAUGAACAGCUCGAUUUAGCUUCAGUUUGCCUUAAACUUGAAGUUUUAUCCCAAAUCGAGGCACAUUCAAGGUGAGAGAACUUCUUUAUAGGCCCCUCUGCGCCAGGAGAGACCGAGGAGGUGUUUGGUCAUCCCUCUGCCCACCUUCUCUUCCACCAUUACUUCACACACCGAAUAGGCCGGAGGAAUCAUGUCGGGAGAGGUGCGUUUGAAGAAGCUGGAGAAGCUGAUCCUGGACGGGCCAGCUCAGACUAAUGGCCAGUGUCUGAGUGUGGAGACUCUGCUGGAUAUUCUGGUGUGCCUCUUCGAUGAGUGCAACAACUCCCCGCUCAGGAGGGAGAAGAACAUCCUGGAGUUUCUGGAGUGGGCUAAACCCUUCACUUCCAAAGUGAAGCAGAUGCGCCUGCACAAAGAAGACUUUGAGAUCCUGAAGGUGAUUGGACGAGGAGCCUUCGGAGAGGUUGCAGUCGUAAAAGUGAAAAACACUGACAAGGUAUUCGCCAUGAAGAUUCUCAACAAGUGGGAGAUGCUGAAGAGAGCAGAGACGGCGUGUUUUCGGGAGGAGCGGGACGUGUUGGUAAACGGGGACUGCCAGUGGAUCACCACCUUGCACUACGCCUUCCAGGAUGACAAUAAUCUGUACCUGGUCAUGGACUACUAUGUGGGUGGGGAUCUGCUGACUCUACUAAGUAAGUUUGAGGACCGUCUGCCAGAGGAGAUGGCCAAGUUCUACCUGGCUGAGAUGGUGCUGGCCAUCGACUCAGUUCACCAACUACACUACGUCCACAGGGACAUAAAACCCGACAACAUUCUGUUGGAUGUGAACGGCCACAUCCGCCUGGCUGACUUUGGCUCCUGUCUCAAACUCAUGGAGGAUGGGACGGUCCAGUCCUCCGUCGCGGUAGGGACUCCGGACUACAUCUCCCCAGAAAUCCUCCAGGCUAUGGAGGACGGCAAAGGCAAGUACGGACCUGAGUGUGACUGGUGGUCCCUGGGAGUCUGCAUGUAUGAAAUGCUGUACGGCGAGACUCCUUUCUAUGCAGAGUCCCUGGUGGAGACCUACGGGAAGAUCAUGAACCACAAGGAGCGAUUUCAGUUCCCGCAGCAGAUAACAGACGUGUCGGAGGAUGCAAAGGAUUUGAUCCGUCGGCUCAUUUGUAGUCGUGAACACAGAUUGGGACAGAACGGCAUCGAGGACUUCAAGCACCACCCUUUUUUCACUGGCAUUUCUUGGGAAAACAUUCUCAACUGUGAAGCCCCCUACAUCCCAGAGGUCAGCAGUCCUACAGACACCUCCAACUUUGACGUGGACGAUGACUGCCUAAAGAACUCGGAGACCAUGCCCCCUCCCACUCACACUGCGUUCUCCGGCCACCACCUGCCCUUUGUGGGUUUCACAUACACAAGUAAAUGCACUAUAUCAGACAGAGGUUGCCUGCGACAGUUGGCAGUGAGGCCAGGUAUGUCGGGUCAGGAUCAGCUGGACCUGGAUGUGCAGCGCAGCUUGGAGGACAGCCUUGCCACCGAGGCGUACGAGAGGAGGAUCCGCCGCCUGGAACAAGAGAAACUGGAGCUGAGCCGCAAACUUCAAGAGGCCACUCAAACAGUGCAGUCCUUGCAGCACCCAUCAGGCGAGGGCCCUGUCAGCGCUAACAAAGAGGUGGAGAUCAGGAGUCUGAAGAGUGAAAUCGACAUCCUCAAGAAGCAGAUCGCUGACUCAGGCCAGAUAGAGAAACAGCUGGAGGACGUGUCAUUGGCACGCAGGGACCUGGAGGACUCUUCUAAACACAUCAAGACUCUGGAGAAACAGAUGAAGAGCAUCACACAGGAGAGGGACGACCUACACAAGGAUGUUGUGGAGGCCAGUGAGAAGCUGAAGUCUCAAUCCAAAGAGCUGAAGGAAGCUCACAGCCAGAGGAAACUGGCCAUGCAAGAGUUCUCUGAGCUCAACGAGAGACUCACAGAACUCAGGUCAGCGAAGCAGCGCCUUGCUCGCCAGUUGCGCGACAAGGAGGAGGAGAUGGAGAGCUUAGGUCAGAAGGUUGAGGCUCUCCGCCUUGAGGUGCGAAAGGCAGAGAGGUCUAAGAAGGAGAUGGAGGCUCAGGCAGAGGAGCAGGCCGCAGAGACUCAGAAAGAGAGGAAGCUGAAAGAACGUAAUGAACAGUACAGCCGACAGCUGGAAGAGGAAUUGGAAGGGCUUAAGGUGAAGCAGGCCGGCUCCUCUACCAUCCCGGCCUCAGCGGACCAGACCCAGGAGGUGGGACGCCUGCGGGGAGACCUGGAGAAGAAAACUCUCCUGUAUGAGGAGGAGCUGACACGCAGAGAAACGCAGCACGGCUCAGAGUUGAAAACUCUGCGUAAGGAGCUGCGGGACGCUGAGAGCCAACACCUGACGCUGCAGAAAGAGAUCCUGAUGCUCAAAGACAAGCUGGAGAAAACUCGUCGUGAGAGCCAAAGUGAGCGGGAAGAGUUUGAGACGGAGUACAAAGAGAAGUACGAGAGGGAGAGAGUGCUGCUGACAGAGGAAAACAAGAAGAUGUCCAGUGAGCUGGAUAAGCUGACCAGCAUGUUCGAGAAGAUGAGCAGCUCUAACAGGCAGCUGGAGGACGAGAUGAGGGAGCUGGCGGACAAGAAGGAGAGUGUAGCUCACUGGGAGGCCCAGAUCACAGAAAUCAUUCAAUGGGUGAGCGAUGAGAAGGAUGCUCGAGGCUACCUGCAGGCCCUGGCCACUAAGAUGACGGAGGAGCUGGAGGGACUGAGGAACACCAGCCUGGGAGCGAGAGCCACGGACAUGCCGUGGAAGAUGCGUCGUUUUGCCAAGCUGGACAUGUCGGCCCGUCUGGAGCUGCAGUCAGCCUUAGACGCUGAGAUCAGAGCCAAGCAGAGCAUCCAGGACGAGCUGAACAAAGUCAAGGCCAACAGCAUCUCCACAGAAUGUAAAUUGCAGGACGUGGAAAGUAAGAACCAGGAGCUCUUGUCUGAAAUUGACCGGCUAAAGAAAGAGACAGAGGAGUUGCGGCUACGAAGAGGUGUCAAGCACCAAGAUUCCCAGAAUUCCUUCUUGGCUUUCCUGAAUGCUCCGACCUCAGCGCUCGACCAGUUUGAUCGCUCGCCAUCCGUUGGCCCAACUAGCAAAGGCAGACGUGUGGACUCUAUUGAUAACUUCACGCCCUCCAACACUCCAUCCCGGGAAGAUGACCACAAGUCCCACCUCAAGUCCCGCUCACGUUCCCCCUCCAUGGCUAGUGAUAUGGAGCCUAUAGAGUUGAUAGACCAUCCUCCUCGUUCAGUCCAGACUCCUACAAUGCGUUCAGGAGGGUACGGCAGUAUUGGACGCUCCUCACCUAAGCCUAAAGCACAUCAGUUUGUGGUGAAGUCAUUCUGCACACCCACUAAAUGUAACCAGUGCACUUCCUUAAUGGUGGGGCUCAUACGUCAAGGCUGUACAUGUGAAGUGUGUAACUUCUCCUGCCAUGUAACGUGUGCGGAUAAGGCCCCGGCUGUGUGUCCUGUGCCCCAGGACCAGACAAAGGGCCCGCUGGGUAUCGACCCUCAGCGGGGGAUUGGCACUGCGUAUGAAGGGCACGUCAGGGUGCCCAAACCAACAGGGGUGAAGAAGGGCUGGCAGAGGGCGAUGGCUGUGGUGUGUGACUUCAAACUCUUCCUCUAUGAACUGGGAGAGGGAAAAGCCACCCAGCCAAGUGUAGUGGUCAGCCAGGUCAUAGAUAUGAGGGAUGAAGAGUUUUCAGUCAGUUCUGUCCUGGCCUCUGAUGUCAUCCACGCCAGCCGUAAAGACAUCCCGUGUAUAUUCAGAGUGACAGCAUCUCAGCUCUCCCCCUCCAGCAGCCACAAACCCUCCAUUCUGAUCCUGGCCGACAGCGAUCAGGAGAGGAACAAGUGGGUGGGCCUCCUCAACGAGCUCCAUCGCAUCCUCAAGAAGAACAAGCUCAAGGAGCGCUUUGUUUACGUCCCCAAGGAGGCUUAUGACAGCACCCUACCGCUCAUCAAGACAACACAGUCUGCUGCUAUCAUAGAUCAUGAGCGUGUCGCUUUGGGCAAUGAGGAAGGUCUUUUUGUCAUUCAUGUCACCAAAGAUGAAAUAAUCCGGGUGGGGGACAACAAGAAGGUUCACCACAUUGACCUGAUUCUUCAAGAGCAGCUGCUGGCAGUCAUCUCAGGCAGGAACCGCCACGUCCGUCUCUUCCCCACGCAGGCCCUGGACGGACGGGAGACUGAGUCCUACAAGCUCGCUGAGACUAAGGGCUGCCAGUCCAUCGUCUCCGGCACCGUCCGCAACGGCUCACUCACCUGCCUCUGUGUGGCCAUGAAGAGGCAAAUCAUAUGCUACGAGGUGAAUAAGAGUAAAGGACGUCACCGUCGGCUGCGGGAGCUGCAGGCCCCGGGACCGGUUCAGUGGAUGGGUCUGCUCAGUGAGCGGCUCUAUGUGGGAUAUCAAUCUGGCUUCACUCGCUACAGUGUCCAUGGAGACACGUCCCCCAUCAGCCUGCUCCACCCAGAGGACCACACCCUGGCUUUCAUCCCCCAACAGGGCCUGGAGGCCCUCUGUGCUGUGGAGAUCUCCAGCAAGGAGCUGCUACUGUGCUUCAGCUCCAUCGGAGUGUAUGUGGACUCCCACGGUCGCAGGUCACGACAGCAGGAGCUGAUGUGGCCGGCUAUGCCUAUCUCUGCCUGCUACAACGCCCCCUACCUGUCAGUGUACAGUGAGAACGCUGUGGAUGUGUUUGAUGUCAACACCAUGGAGUGGAUUCAGACCAUCCCUAUCAAGAAGGUGCGACCACUGAAUGUUGACGGCUCUCUAAACUUACUGGGGCUGGAAACAGUGCGACUUAUCUACUUUAGAAACAAGAUGGCGGAGGGUGAUGAGCUAGUGGUCCCGGAGACAUCAGACAACAGCAGGAAGCAGAUGGUGCGCAGCAUGAACAACAAGAGACGCUUCUCCUUCAGGGUGCCUGAGGAAGAGCGGCUUCAGCAGAGGAGAGAGAUGCUGCGAGACCCAGAGAUGAGGAAUAAGCUGAUCUCCAACCCCACCAAUUUCAACCACGUGGCCCACAUGGGACCCGGAGACGGCAUCCAGAUCCUUAAAGACCUGCCCAUGAACGUUCGUGUUCAGGAGAGCCGUGCAGGCUUCAGCGGGUCGGUCAGCAUCCCCUCCAUCACGAAGAACCGGGCUGAGCCAGGCCGCUCUAUGAGCGCCAGCAGCGGACUAGGAAUACGCUCGUCCUCUCAGAACGGCAGCGCUCUACGCAGAGAGCUGUCAGGCGGGAGCUACAGCUCCAAACGGCAGACCAUGACCUCUCCCUCUGAGAGCUCCCUCUCCUCAGGUGGAGGCAUGGACUGUGGUGACGCUCCACUCUCACAGUUUGACAGAGAGGACUCGGACUCUCCCCGGCACUCCACAGCCUCCAACAGCUCCACCUUCAGCAGCCCUCCCAGCCCGGCCUCCCCACACAAGACCAAGUCCCUGUCCCUGGAGAGCACAGACCGAAUGGGCUGGGACACAUGAGCCUCCGCCGGCCUCUCACCCGUACCAACCCCGCCCAUCCAACCACCUCCCGACAGCACAGGACUCCACAAACCCUUCCCUUCCUCCCCCACCGCAGCCUCUUACACGCCCUCUGAACGCCCUUACCCCCCACCCCCCCCCUCACUGCCCAGAGAACUGCACCUCCUGAUGAACAUGUGUAUCAUUUUACAACCUCACUUUGUCUCAUCCUCCUACAAGACGAGGCAGGAACACUACAAACACAGCCUGUCUCCUCAUCGAGGGAACCUGAGGGGAAUGUUGUCCAGAUUUAGUGGUAGUGUACGUGUGGGGGGCUAAUGUUCGAGGGUGCGAGUGUGUGUGAAUGUGUGUUUGAGUGAGACUGUAUGUGCCUGCCAGCGUGUGUAUGCAUGAGUUUUCAGUGAGGGCAUCUGAUAUAGGAAUAAAAAGCUCCCGGUUCUUCAGCAGAAACAUCAGGCUUCACUGACACGACUCUGUCCACGACCCCCCCGUCAAGAUUCAUUCAGAGACUCCGACACCUCACCAUGCAAGAAAAACAGAGGAUGAUUAGAGAGAGAUGAUUUGUACUUGUACAUAGGACCCUUUGGGUUUUAGGGGGACGAUAUUUUAAUUUAUUUAUCAUUCUUAGACGAGGAAAGGGAGGCUCGCUUCAUGGCCUAAAUCAGACAGGGGGGGUUUCAACCCCUCCUCUCCUCCUUCAGUCGUUUCUCUUCGGGUGCUGCAAAAUCAGAAAAUGAAAAAAAAGAAAAGUGAGAGAAAGAGGAGUUUAUCUUUUUCUUUUGCUCGUGAUGCAAAGUGCAGAGACUUCAUAACAUGUUUUAUUUUGACCGUCAGCGAACGGCUAUAGACAGCGACAUCAUCACCACAGCUACUCUCUCCCUCAUUGGUCCAGUGUGAGUGACAUCAUCACGUGUCAUCCAGUAUAGUGUAACGUCCCACUUUGCUGUACAACCAAACCGACGGACUCACAGGUUCCCAUCACUGUACAUACGUUCAAAGUAGAGAGUAAUAUAUGAUAAGACAUGGGGAAGAAAAGGAUCCUCUGACUUGACUUUUCCUUUGUGUUUGUUUUCAGAGUGAUUUGGAGUUGUAUUCACACAAAAGCCAUUUUAAACCACUUUUCAGUUUCCUUUUUUUUACUGAUCGGUUUUAGAUUUGUUUGUUUUAUAUUUGAUGUAUGACACAUUGAGUGGUUUUGCUUUUAUUUUUUCCUCCCACUCUGUUUGCUUUGGAGUGAAGAGACCUCAUGUAUGGAUCGACACUACUGCCCAAACUGUAGAGUGAACACGUCACACAUUUAUCCACACGCACGAUGAGGAGGUGUUUUUUCAGCAGAUGCCUUUUGCUCCUCCUGAGACCGUGAGAGGCGAAGCGGCUCUGAUCAUUUAAUCCACAUUUAACCUGUGUGUUCCUGAAUUGGCUGUGGUUACCUGAACGGAAAGAGAAGUCCUUCCACUGCGCUCGAUUUAACCAAAAAAACGGAGAAGAAGAGGGAGACGUAGGGACGUAGUUUUUUCUUUCUGACAGACUUCUGUAAACUCUGAAGGAGGUUUGGUCCUUCUAAUCAAUACAAAGUGAUAUUUGUAAAAGCUCUUGAUUAAAAAAAACACUAUGAUGAGAAUGUAAACACUUAAAAGCUGCCAGAAAGUCAGCACUUGGUAUUCUUAUCUUGAUGAACUGCAUUUAAAACGACCUCAGUGUGAUCCAUUAUUUUUCUUCCACAUGAACAGGACUGGAUGUCUAAUCCCCCUUCCAGGCAGGUUUCUUGUUUGGCUGCAUGUUAAUCUUACUGUGUGGCAGCUCAUGGCUGCAGAGCGGGACAUUCAAAGCCAAAAACCAGUUACCUCUGUUCAUUUAGCUCAGUUUACACACAGAUCUAAAAGCAUUUAAGGAUAGGAGUCGGUGACGGGGCAGAACGAGGUAAAACUGUAAGGGAACAAUAUGCACAAAGCUGUAAUCUGUUCUGAUGUGAAACACUAACUAUACUAUGGUAUUACGUGUAAGACGUACACACAUGCUGUACUCUGGUGCAGGUCUUUAAGGCGUCUCCUCUGUAGGAUGAAGGCGUCGAGUACAGAACGGCGUCCCAAGUCAGAAGUCUCCUUUUUGUUUGAAGGGAAACAAGAAUAUUGUUGGUAGUCAUUCCUGCAGAUUUCCCUGAUGAAAUAUAGCAAAGCGACGUUGAGCGGCCCAUUCCAAGUAUUUUUUAGUAUUCCAUUUUAUAUAAAGAGAGAGGGAGAGGGCUGGAGAGCCACAGUGAAGCUCAAUGGUUUUAUUCCAAACACCUCUGAGGAUCUUUUAAGCUCGUGAGUCUCCUUCGUUCCUGCUGGAGUUUAUCUGUAGAAUGUAUUAGGUGGUGGGGAGAGGGACUGUCUUAGCCAGGUGUUUUAUUAUUGGCCAAUAUUGUACAGAAAAGCUGAUCCCAGACCCCCCGGUUUUAGGACAGGGGAAGAGAAACUCAGGAAAUGUCAGAACCAAUGAUUUAUUUUCCUUUAGACGGUUGUACGUGUUUUUGUUUGACGGAUGGAUGGCUGGAGUGAGUGAGGGACAGAGGGGAAUCAGGCUGUAGUGUACAGUAGAUGAGAGCCAGGUGGGGACAGUAGAAGAAGAAGAGGUUGCGGGAACAGAAGAUGUAAAAAGAUGAAAUGAUUCUGGGGUGAAAGGUGACCUGUGCUUGGAAGGCUGAGGUGCCACAGUGGAAACAUUAAAGAGGAGGAAAAUCUCAAACAUUCAAACGCCUUUGCAUUUCAGUGAGGUCUUAUCUACAGUACCUUCUAUAUUAUUUUGCUCUUUCAUAUCAUAUUACACUUUGGUUUUUUUUCUAGGAUUGCUUUGUAAUAAUUUGUACAGUUUUGCAUGUUAUAGAUGUAAUCAUUUUGUUUUUCGGUUUGUUGUUUUAUUGCUCCUUUUUGAACGGUUUGGGCGUUUUACUGAGGAUAACCCACUACAGGUGAUGUAGAUUCUUUUUUGCACAAAAAAAUAUUUAAGGUGUAAGGUCAAAACAAAAAAAAUUAUGUAUGGAACUGGCUGCCACACUUAUGUGGAGAACUCAUUAUAUUAACCUGACUCCGAUGUAUUUCAAUAAAGCGGAGGGCUGUUACAAAUACAAA
Molecule: messenger RNA, 9443 nt
Organism: Notolabrus celidotus (New Zealand spotty)
Lineage: Eukaryota; Metazoa; Chordata; Actinopteri; Labriformes; Labridae
Gene: cdc42bpab
Product: CDC42 binding protein kinase alpha (DMPK-like) b
Exons: 42
Coding region: 1000-6333 (1777 amino acids)
Biological process (GO): actomyosin structure organization; peptidyl-threonine phosphorylation
Cellular component (GO): actomyosin; cytoplasm; cytoskeleton
Molecular function (GO): ATP binding; protein serine/threonine kinase activity
Source: RefSeq, a predicted model, not a curated record